This is a messenger RNA of Cygnus atratus (black swan), 1212 nucleotides long. RefSeq names its product mitochondrial ribosomal protein L15 (gene MRPL15). The transcript has 5 exons. The coding region runs from base 91 to 975 and encodes 294 amino acids. Gene Ontology annotation, biological process: translation. Gene Ontology annotation, cellular component: mitochondrial large ribosomal subunit. The record is from RefSeq and is a predicted model, not a curated record. Lineage: Eukaryota; Metazoa; Chordata; Aves; Anseriformes; Anatidae. Gene Ontology annotation, molecular function: structural constituent of ribosome.
GGAAGCGCGACAGUGCUGCGAGGCGCGCUUUGCGGCUGCUGCCAUAAAGCAGCUCCUGCCCGGCAGCGGCGCUGCCGCCCUUGGGCCGGGAUGAGCGGCCCCGGCGGGAGCAAGGCCCUGGAGCUGCUGCGGUCGCUGCCCAGGGUCAGCCUGGCCAACCUGAGGCCCAGCCCCGGCUCCAAAAAGAAGGAGAAAAGACGUGGCCGCGGAAGAUAUGGAGGUAGAAAGUGUGGCAGAGGUCACAAAGGAGAAAGACAAAGAGGAAAUCGUCCCCGAUUAGGCUUUGAGGGUGGCCAAACUCCAUUUUAUUUGGCCAUACCAAAGUAUGGGUUUAAUGAGGGACAUAGCCUCAGACGUCAGUAUCAACCACUCAGUCUUCAGAAGCUGCAGUACCUGAUUGAUCUGGGUAGAGUUGACCCCACACAACCAAUUGACUUAACACAGCUUACUAAUGCCAGAGGUGUAACAGUACAACCUCUCAAACGAGAUUAUGGCAUCCAGCUGGUGGAGGAGGGUGCUGAUAUUUUUUCAGCAAAAGUAAACAUUGAAGUACAAAGGGCAUCUGAAUUAGCAAUUGCAACCAUAGAAAAAAAUGGAGGUGUUAUUACAACAUCGUUCUACGAUCCAAGGAGCUUGGAAAUUUUAAUUAAGCCAGUAGUGUUUUUUCUGCGUGGCCAGCCUAUUCCAAAGCGGAUGCUUCCACCUGAAGAUCUAGUUCGUUACUACACAGAUGCCAGUAAUCGGGGGUAUCUGGCAGAUCCAUCCAAGGUUGAAGAAGCCAGGCUUGAACUUGCCAAGAAAUAUGGUUAUUCCCUACCAGACAUAACUAAAGAUGAGCUCUUCAAAAUGUUAAGCACACGCAAGGAUCCCAGGCAGAUAUUUUUUGGUCUUGCUCCAGGAUGGAUCGUAAACAUGGCAGACAAGAAAAUUCUGAAACCAACCGAUGAGAGGCUGCUAAAAUACUAUAGCUCAUGAAUUCAGGACUAGAGACAACUGCAGGUGUACAGGAAACAUCUGGGUAUGAAAUAAUGGAUACAAAGUGGUGUUUGUUUUUUUUAAGACUCCUGUUACACCAGACAAAACAAAAAUUAUUGUUUAUGUAAUCUACUGGCGUAGCUCUCAAUUUUUUUAUUGUCAUAAUACUGUCCAUAAAAAAUCUUAACGUUUGGAAACAGUUUAGAGUCUGACAUAAAUAAAGUGUGUGUUUGGGCA